UUCGGUGCAGCUCCUCCUCAUAUCGGAGCGCCCCUCAUAUUGCCAUGACCGCCUCGGGCCCGCCCUGUGCCUGUAAGAGCCGUCAAACGGCGCCUGGCUGGGAUGCACCAACUAAGUGUCCAUCCCAUCUACUGUACUACUGACUUGGCCAUCCGUCCAUCCAUCCAUACUCGUAGUCACGGACAUGAUACACCCUCCAUGGCAUUCCUCAUUCCGGCGCAUCCACCUCCGGACCUGCAACACUGGCAACCUGAUGCUUAGUGCCGCCGAGGCCAGACGCAGUGUUGC
Messenger RNA from Bipolaris sorokiniana ND90Pr, 288 nucleotides. RefSeq lists its product as uncharacterized. The transcript has a single exon. The coding region runs from base 103 to 261 and encodes 52 amino acids. The record is from RefSeq and is a predicted model, not a curated record. Lineage: Eukaryota; Fungi; Ascomycota; Dothideomycetes; Pleosporales; Pleosporaceae.